Messenger RNA from Closterium sp. Naga37s-1, 696 nucleotides. The record is from the annotation of a GenBank genome assembly. NCBI's taxonomy places the organism in Eukaryota, Viridiplantae, Streptophyta, Zygnematophyceae, Desmidiales, Closteriaceae.
AUGCUAUCAGAGCAGGUCGAUCCCCUUGGGUUGAUCCUGUGGGUGGGCCCACCACCUAAUGCUUCCGCUGCUCUACUGCUGUCGCGCGCCCCGGGCGCGCUACCCUUUCUUCCUGCCGAGGCGCGCGCGCGCGAUUUUUUUUUUUCCGGUUUCCCUGUGUGGCGCGCGCCCGGGGGGCGCGCGGCCCUUUUUUCUUCCUGGCGAGGCGCGUGCGCCCCCCCCGUCCGUCCGUUGUGCCGCCCUGGCGAGGCGCGCGCGCUCCCCGCCCGUCCGUCGUGGCGCCUUGGGGGCAGCGCGCUCGGCCCCCGCCCGUCCGUCGUCGCACCCUCGGGGGCAACGCGCGGCCCCCGCCCGUCCGUCGCGGCGCCCUGGCAUGGCGCGCGCGGCCCCUGCUGCUUCGCCGCGGCGCCCUGGCCAGGCGCGCGCGGCCCCUGCUGUUUCGUCGCGGCGCCCUGGCCAGGCGUGCGCGGCUCCUGCAGGACCGUCACGGCGCCCUGGCAAGGCGCGCGCGGCCCCUGCUGGUCCGUUGCGGCGCCCUGGCUAGGCUCUCGCGGCCCCUUCCUGUCCCGUCCCCCCCCCCCGUGCUGCCCAUUACUCUCGUGCUGCCGUGCGUUCUGCGGUGCUGCUGCUGAGGGGGGUGGAGGUGUGGGAGCCGCGGGGAGUGGAGCUAGGGGGGUGACGUGGAAGUGGAGUUAG